CGCGAUUGUGAUUGCGCACGAUGCGCAUUGUAUUUCAAGAGGAGCCUGACACACAGGCAGACUCCGAUACAUCCGAUCAAUGGCUUGACGAGGAUAUAUGGGGGUUGCCUGACGACGGAUUUCCUACCGAAACAUCCGAAAUGCAGGAGGAAGUGGAAGCCGCGGUGAUGCCCCUCUAUGCACGGUACAAGUGGAAAGUACCACCUGAACCCUUAACAAGGUGGGUUUACUAGAGCAGCCCAGUGUCAGAUUGCAACGAACCCUACACAUACGGUAUCUCAAGUCUGGUUUGGAAGGUCUUUCGAAGCGCUUCGUAGUCCUAGAUGCCAGUCAGCCUUGGCUUGUAUACUGGAUGCUACAUGGGUUAGAUCUCCUCGAUGAACCAUUGUCGCAAGAGGUAGCAUCGCGGGCAGUCAAAACAUUGGCUCGGUGUCAGAAUUCCACUGGUGGAUUCGGGGGAGGACCUGGCCAAAUAUCACAUGUGGCAACAACAUAUGCUGCUGUAAAUGCGUUGGCUAUUGUUGGGACACAAGAGGCGUAUGAUUUGAUUGACAGAUCGGCACUGCUGGAUUGGCUCCGGCGACUAAAGCAAGCGGACGGAUCUUUUCUCAUGCAUGAAGGGGGCGAAUUGGAUGUUAGGGGAAUUUAUUGCGUAUUAGCAACAGUCAAACUUCUAAAUAUCGUAAGUCCCGACCUGGCCGCAAAUUCAGAACAGUUCAUUGCUUGCUCUCAAACCUAUGAAGGAGGAAUUGGUGGAAUUCCAGGUGUAGAAGCUCAUGGUGGUUAUACAUUCUGCGCCUUUGCAGCGAUGGAACUUUUAGGAAAAACAGAGCUCCUGGACCUUGACAAAUUGUCAAGAUGGCUGUGUUUCCGACAACUAGCAGUCGAAAAGGGAUUCCAAGGCAGGACAAAUAAGCUUGUGGAUGGGUGCUAUUCAUUCUGGCAAGGGGGGGCUUUCCCGUUGCUUGAAUGUGCAUUAGCUAGACGUGAUGGCGAUGAAGCGGGGAAAGUGGAUCUCUUCAAUCGAGAGGCCUUACAGGAAUAUAUUCUUAUAUGCUGUCAAGGAGAGCGUGGAGGAUUGAAGGAUAAACCGGACAAGAAUCCUGAUUAUUAUCACACUUGCUACGUCCUCUCUGGUCUCUCUAUAGCUCAACACCGAUAUGCAUGGGAUCCUGUACAGGAGGACAUUAUUGUGGCGGAUGGAGAACGGGGGCCCGUGGUUGUAGGGAAUGGGCAAAAUUUGUUGCCUGCAACGCAUCCUGUACAUAACAUCCUUCCUCGACAUGUAACGCGCAUACGAGCGCAUUUUGCUCAGGAGCUUCCUGAUGCUUAAAAUAGACUAUAAUUCUCAGAUGGCCUUAUCAGAAAACCCUGAGAGGACCAAGAAAGACUUCUUCUGGAUUAUCUGCCAGCUGGACCUAUUACUCCAAAACAUGAGUCGGAC
This is a messenger RNA of Spizellomyces punctatus DAOM BR117, 1444 nucleotides long. RefSeq lists its product as hypothetical. NCBI's taxonomy places the organism in Eukaryota, Fungi, Chytridiomycota, Chytridiomycetes, Spizellomycetales, Spizellomycetaceae. The coding region runs from base 353 to 1333 and encodes 326 amino acids. Gene Ontology annotation, molecular function: protein farnesyltransferase activity. Gene Ontology annotation, cellular component: protein farnesyltransferase complex. Gene Ontology annotation, biological process: protein farnesylation. The record is from RefSeq and is a predicted model, not a curated record. The transcript is spliced from 9 exons.